UAUAGACAUGGCGAAAGUGACAGGAGUGUGUGAGCUACAUGUAACUUGAAGAUAGGAAAGAACACAUGUGCGGACAAAAAUGGGUGACCUCAGGAGAACAACGCGGUUGUUAUGUUUUUGUUUGUGUUUGGGACAAGCUCUGUCAGAUGUAACACUGAGUUUCUCAGUAUCACAGCUUAGUCUUGAGGUGGGACAUUAUGCAACCUUCAACAUCAGCCCAAGUUCACAGUUAGCUGAGGAUGCAGUUAUUGACUUCACCUAUCAGACUGGGGAUACCAUCAGUGAUUUCACGUCAGGGCUGCUUGCCCCAGUACCUAAUGUCACCAUACUAGGUAACACAUCAGAGGGAGUACCUAUCAGCGUCCAUGCCCUGGGGGCAGGAGCCAUCAUUCUAGGUGUCAAUACUUCAUCAGAGGAAAUUGAUCAUGCUGAUGACACUUUUGUGAGGAUUGAUAUAGUACACAAUAGCAUUGUGGUCACCGUCAGUGCUGUCAUAGGAUGGCUCUACUUCGUGGCAUGGUCCGUCUCAUUCUACCCCCAGGUUAUAGAGAACUUCAGACGCAAAAGUGUAGUGGGCCUGAACUUUGAUUACCUUGGCCUUAACCUGACUGGCUUUAUCUCCUACUCUGUGUUCAAUGUGGGCCUCUACUGGUUUCCUGAAAUCCAGGCACAGUAUGAAGCUCUGCACCCACGGGGACAGAUUCCAGUGCAGUUAAAUGAUGUGAUCUUCGCCCUACAUGCGCUGCUGCUCACUGUCAUUACCAUAUCACAGUGCUUCUGCUUUGAGAGAGGUGGUCAGAGGGUCUCCCGGGUGUGUAUAGUCAUUUUGAUCUCUGCCUGGUCAUUUGUGUUGAUCUCUCUCUUUGUCACCAUUGGCAAGAAAAUCACCUGGCUUGAAUACCUGUACUUUUUCUCCUUUGUCAAGUUGGGAGUAACCUUGAUUAAAUAUGUACCUCAGGCCUGGAUGAAUUACAGAAGAAAGAGUACAGUGGGCUGGAGUAUAGGGAAUGUGUUGUUAGAUUUUACAGGUGGUUCCCUCAGUAUGUUACAGAUGUUUCUGCUAGCCUAUAAUAAUGAUGACUGGGGCUCGUUGUUUGGUAACCCCACCAAAUUCGGAUUGGGCCUGUUCUCAGUGCUAUUUGAUUUGCUGUUUAUCACACAGCACUAUAUCCUGUAUCGCCAUAAACAGCCGUAUGAGGGAGUCCAAGUCAACGAGAAGUCCCCGCUAAUUAAUCCAGUUCCAAGCGCAUAACAGUAGCGGAACAGGGACAGGUGUACCUCUUCCCGCUUCAGGGCGACUCGGUUCUAGGCUGACAUGACCAUUGUUCUAUUGCAGUCAUUCUGAACAAAAAUAUGGCCGCAUGAUGCCGUUUUAUUUUUGUUUCGCUCAGUAUUAAAUAACGUGUUAACUCUACAAUUACGGUAAGUAUUCAUUAUCAAUUGUGGCUUCAAUUUCCUCCAGAUUUUCACAUUUUAGGACAAUAAUCCAGGAGGUAUGGCUGAGUGAAAACUGCGAGAAAUCGGUAAUCACAGUUCACGCUCUUUGUGCUGCAAACGGUGGACAUUCGGUACUGAGUGCUGCGAUUAUUGAUCACUCUGUCUAAAGUGCGAAAAUCUCGUGGAAACUGAAGUCACAGUUGAUAAUGAAUACUUGCCCUAAUUGUUGAGUCAACACGUUAUUUAAUGCUGGGGAAAAACAAUAUAAAUUUACUUAGCGCGUUUAUAUUUGUUUUGAGUAUAUAUAAUGAGUUAAAUACGUCGCUAAACGUCACCACAAAGGCAGGAACGAAAAAUAUGCGCUGAAUCGACCAUUGUCCUCUUGCAAUUAAUGAGUAAAAUAAGUCGCCAAAUCGUCCACUAAACGUCAUCGCAAAGGCAGGAGCGAACAGUAUACUGGGCAGCUUUGGUGUAAACUACAUUAGACGGUAACGUUUCACUAUUACAUGAUUACUGUAAUAUGAACUUUACACAUGACUUAUACAAUUAAAGCGGGAUCACUCCACAGCAUAGAACAAUGUUAAAAGAACAGCUAGUGUUCAAAUACAAGUUUUGUUUUUACUUUUUAACUUGAUUUUCUUGAUGCUUUAAUUAUACAAUUUUGCAACACAUUAAUUUGGUUGAGGUUGACGUGAUAUCUUUUCAAAUCCGGGGAAAUUGGGACUUUGUGUGCAACAUUUUUUUAUACAUGCCCAUUGAGUUGGGGCGGAAUCGUUUUUAUGUUAAAUGUGAUGACAAUACUGCAUUUUUAGUAAUUCUAGACUAGUGACGUCUAAUAUAUUCCUUAAUCUGCUUAACCCAUGAUGCUAUGGGACGUGUAAUUUGCUCCUAAAAAUAUAUACAUGAGCAGUUAAAAUAAAAAAAGCUGAGGAAAGUUGUCCAUAUUUUACUGGUUAGUGCGACCAUUUGCUUACUAGCACACAGUCCUGACUGCUCUGGUUUUACUCUCUCUGUUGUAAUCUUUAAUCUUAAUCUUUCAUACUUAAUCAUUUUUAACAUGCAGGGAAAAUCUUAAUACUGUAUUGUAUUUGGUUCUCAUGUGUUAAUAUUCACAUAUAAAUUAUAUUACUGAGAAAAAGCGGCAUGGGAAAUGCACGGCAGUUUAUCUUGUUUGUGCUGAACAUUCCACUCAACAAUUUACUAACUUAUAAUUUCUAUCCUUUUACCAGAAUUACGGAUUAUAUUAAAAAAUAAACAAAACAACACUAGAUCAAAUGUGUAGUUGAAGCGAUAAAGUAGUAUCCCACAUAAAGCGUACCUAUUUAUUUUUAUGAGGUUUAUAGACAAAAUGUUGCAUUUUACAGUGAGCUAAACGUGCACAUUGACAAAACCGAAAGCGCCAUUAUAUUAUCAAUUUUAACCAAUCGGGAGCGACGAUUGCACGUGUUCCCGUUAACGUUUGUAACCGUUUUCUGCCUGUGCGUGCGGUACGCAGUUAGGGAUUUCGCCGGUGUUUAAAGGUAUAUUAAUGAGUGUCUUACCCCUUAUCAUGUAAUAAGCGAGACGAUUAAAUGGUUCGGGUAGCCCUACAUAUUGUGUACGACAAAGAGCUCAGUCUGUAAAUGUGGACAAUUUAUUUUUGUGCUGGAUAGUAUUUUCCAUUUCUACGGAACUAUAUAGCAUGCUUAUGC
Messenger RNA from Liolophura sinensis, 3128 nucleotides. RefSeq names its product cystinosin-like. The coding region runs from base 80 to 1252 and encodes 390 amino acids. Gene Ontology annotation, molecular function: L-cystine transmembrane transporter activity. Gene Ontology annotation, cellular component: vacuolar membrane. Gene Ontology annotation, biological process: L-cystine transport. The record is from RefSeq and is a predicted model, not a curated record. NCBI's taxonomy places the organism in Eukaryota, Metazoa, Mollusca, Polyplacophora, Chitonida, Chitonidae. The transcript is spliced from 9 exons.